AUGGGUGGUGCAGAGCUGAGGUGGAUUUUCAGUAACGGUGCGCUUUUGAACGGUGGUUUCAGAGUGGGGAGAGCUUUUAUACUGUGUGACGGAGAAAUUAUCAUCGCAUUUCUAUCAAUUUCUUCUGUUUACAAAUCACUGAAUGAAAAUGACUCAGUAGAACUGGCAUUGGCAAUGGCCAGGAUUCCAUCGUUUCUCUCAAAUCUAUGCCUCCGCCAAAACCCUAAAUCGUUACAACCCACCACCCCCCAAAUCCGAAGCCGAAACCUCAGUGUUGACCAAUUUAACGGAAACCCAGAUGAAAUUUCUGCUCAAAAUCGAAUCUUUAAUCUUGUUGAGCCUAAUAGAAGUUCUGAAGAAUUAGGGGAAAAUUAUGCCCAACAUCAAAUUACGAGUGUUAAUGAGAUCGCGAAAGAGGUUUCGAAUCUCAUUCGGAUCCGACCCAGAUGGGAACAGACCCUUUUAACCGAUUUUCCGACCGUAAACUUCACGGAUCCUACUGUAUACAGUGAGGUUUUAAAACAGAGCAACGUCUUUCUGUCGCUCCGGUUCUUUUUCUGGCUUAGGUCCCUCAGCGAUUCCUCGUUCGAUCCUGUUUUAUGCAAUGUGAUGUUUAGUAGGCUUGUGGAGGCGAAAGCGGCCCAGGCUGCGAUGAAUUUUCUCGAUUCCACCAAGUUCGAUCCAGAGCCGUGGUAUUUAGAGUUGUAUAUAAGGUGCCUCUGUGAAAACGGGUUGAUUGAUAAGGCACUCGAUGUGUUUGAACGGUUGAAAAAAUCGAUUGGUUAUUCUAUCUCGUUGGAAACAUGGAACUGUGCUUUGUCACACUCGGUGAGAACUAAAAGAGUCGAUGUUGUCUGGAAAUUGUACGAGAAUAUGAUGGAAUAUAAUGUAAUAACGGAUGUAAAAACCGUAGGGCACUUGAUUCAAGCUUUUUGUUUGGAAGAAAAUGUUGCAAAAGGGUACGGGCUUCUUCAGCAGGUGUUAGAAGCUGGGCAUGUUCCGGAAAAUAUUAUUUUCGUUAAGUUGAUAUCUUCGUUUUGCAAGAAUCGCGAUUAUGGGAAAGUAUCUGCCGUUCUUAAUAACAUGAUUGCAAAGAAUUGUUCCCCAGGUAACGACACUUAUCAAGAGGUUAUUAAUAGAUUAUGUAAAGGAGGAAUGACAUCCGAAGGUUUCCGAAUCUUUAACGAAUUGAAAAACAGAGGCUAUUUUCCGGAUAGGGUUAUGUACACAACUAUGAUCCACGGUCUUUGCGAAGACAAGAAUCUAGGAGGUGCAAGAAAGCUGUGGUUUGAGAUGAUUCAAAACGGGAUUGUACCGAACGAGUAUACCUAUAGUGCUUUUAUUGACGGGUUAUUUAAGAGUGGCUGUAUUAAUGAAGCUGAGAAGCUUCAUAAAGAGAUGCUCGACAAAGGCUAUGAAGAGAGUACCAUAAGUUUUAACACAAGGAUAAAUGGGUUGUGUUCAAACGGGAAAGUAGAAGAGGCUCGAGUAUUGUUCGAAGAAAUGAAUGAGAAGGGUAUUUUUCAAGAUUCCAUUACUUAUAGCUCUCUGAUUAAAGGGUUUUCUCAACAAGGAAAAAUAACCGAAGCUACGUACUUCUUUAACGAGCUUUUAAAGAAGGGUUUCGAACCUUCAAGUGGCUCGUUUGUUACGUUGGUUGAGAAGCUUUGUGAGAUUGGAAAUGUGAAAGAGGCAGAAAAGUUGUGGGUGGAGAUGAGAAGUAGGGGAUUAGAACCCGCAAUUUGUUCUUUGAACACGAUUAUAUUAGGGCUGAGCCAGCAAGGCCGGUUUGCGGAAAUGGUCGAGUGUUUGAGGUAUAUGAUUCGUAAAGGGGUGAGACCGAAAGAGAAGACUUUUGAGGAGAUAAUUAAAUGCGUCUAUUUAGAUGAAAUGUUUGAUGAUGCUUUGUUUGUUUUGGAACAUAUGUUGAAGAUGGGGUUUGUUCUUCGGGAGAGCAUUUGUUUUUCGUUAGUGGAGAAACUUUGCCGAGAUAAUCCGCAUCUCGUUCGGAAAUCGUUGGACGAAAUUCUCGAGAGAAGAUGA
This is a messenger RNA of Erythranthe guttata (spotted monkey flower), 2043 nucleotides long. NCBI's taxonomy places the organism in Eukaryota, Viridiplantae, Streptophyta, Magnoliopsida, Lamiales, Phrymaceae. The record is from RefSeq and is a predicted model, not a curated record.